This is a messenger RNA of Wasmannia auropunctata (little fire ant), 952 nucleotides long. RefSeq names its product flexible cuticle protein 12-like. The record is from RefSeq and is a predicted model, not a curated record. Gene Ontology annotation, cellular component: chitin-based extracellular matrix. Lineage: Eukaryota; Metazoa; Arthropoda; Insecta; Hymenoptera; Formicidae. Gene Ontology annotation, molecular function: structural constituent of chitin-based larval cuticle. The transcript has 2 exons. Bases 495 to 821 code for a protein of 108 amino acids.
UAAAGAGUAAGUUAAAUCGAGAUUAAAAUUAAUCUAUAUUGAUAAAAAUAUUUCCAUGGUUCGCGAGAAACUUUCAUCUUAUGAUUAUAUUAUGUAAUUCGAAGAAACUUAGGAUUCGAUAAUUCAAUUAACGAGCAAUCAUUUCUAGAUGCUCAGAAUGAAUCUGCGACACUUUAUAGAUCCAAAGAAGCGACGUUGUUCCACGUUCGCCGUGCACACGAUAUGCAUAUCUCGACAAUUUCGUAAUAAUAAUAUCCAAUACUGAUCGCCGAAAGGUCAGAUUCCGAAAAACGACCGAGUUUUCGACAUAACUGCCACGUGUUUUCGCAGUGAUCCACUAUCGAGAAUUCAUUUAACGGAAAUGUUUAGAUUAUCUCUUGCAGUAAAUAAAUCUAAAUAUAUGCGAUCACAAUAAAAGAUACGUCUGAUUAAUUUAAUAAAACUCACCAUGACGAAGAAGAGGACGUUCUCUCGCUUUCUUUCCCUUGAACAAAAUGAUUUUCUUGCUUCUCGUCACGCAGGUGUUCGUCAUUUUGGCGCUGAUAGCCGGCGUUCUUGCGGCGCCGCAAGGCGAUAUCACGAUCGUGAAGCAGGAGGAGGUGAACAACAUAGGGGUAGGUGGGUACCAUUUCAGUUAUGAGCAGAGCGACGGGCAAAAGAGGGAGGAGACGGCGGAGCUGAAGAACGAGGGCACCGACGACGAGCAUCUCGCCGUCGUUGGUAGUUUCAGUUUCGUCGCGCCGGACGGACAUACAUAUAGGGUCGAUUACACCGCGGACGAGAACGGAUUCCAUCCAACUAUCAAUCUCGUCGCAAAGUAAGCGGGCUCGAGGACUUACAUCACCUCAGGUCGUCGACGUACACGCUCGUGUAAUUUACACACGAAUUAGGAUACUUCUAAUCGUAUGACACUGCAAGCUAGGCACGCGAUUCACCGAUCGGGGGGGGGGGG